AUGGAGCCCCAACCUCCCCAAGGCCCCUCUCAAGACGACGACGACCCUUCUCAACCCCCAGCCUCGCCCUACACAGCCUCCCGCGCCCUCCUCCGUGACCUAACCCUCCCCCCCGUCCCGAACCUCGACAUCCCUCCCUCGCCUCCCGGCUCCCCGCCCCCGGCCCUUGAGGCCAAAUUCACCCAGUUCCUCGACCUCAAGAAGAAGGGCAUUCACUUCAACGCCAAGCUCGCGCAGUCCGCCGCCCUCCGCAACCCGAGCUUGACGGACAAGCUCAUGGGCUUCGUCGAUCUCGACGGCCGCGCGGGGUACGCCACGACGCUGCCCCCCGAUCUGUGGGACCCGAUGUCCGAGGAGGUGCUGCCCGAGUGGGCUACGAGGGCCGCGUUGAGGCAGAGCCAGGAGAGGGUGCGCGCCGAGCGGGCGGGGUUGAGGAAGGGCGGAGGGCCCGUGGAGUUUGUGCCGGCGGCGACUGCCGGAGGCGCUGAUGUCAGCUCUCCUGCUGCCGCUGAGCAGGGUGGUCUCCUGCGCGCGGGGAAGCGGAAGGCGGGUGCGUUGUGA
Colletotrichum spaethianum is the source of this 561-nucleotide messenger RNA. Its product is annotated as meiotically up-regulated gene 151 protein. Gene Ontology annotation, biological process: regulation of DNA-templated transcription. The record is from RefSeq and is a predicted model, not a curated record. The transcript has a single exon. The coding region runs from base 1 to 561 and encodes 186 amino acids. Gene Ontology annotation, cellular component: nucleus. Lineage: Eukaryota; Fungi; Ascomycota; Sordariomycetes; Glomerellales; Glomerellaceae.